Molecule: messenger RNA, 2301 nt
Organism: Solanum verrucosum
Lineage: Eukaryota; Viridiplantae; Streptophyta; Magnoliopsida; Solanales; Solanaceae
Exons: 3
Coding region: 763-2301 (512 amino acids)
Molecular function (GO): zinc ion binding
Source: RefSeq, a predicted model, not a curated record
AAAAAAAAAAAUGACUAAUCUGGCUGUGCUGCUUUACUUCAAUGGACGAUGGGAUCCUAGCAACAAAUAUACUAAUUACGUGGCAGAUGGUGUGUUGAUAAAUACGAAAUCAAACUUUGCCACCCUCGUUUCUAUAAUUGCUACUCAAUUGUCAAUAGACACAUCAACAAGUAAAGUUGAAAUCAGAUAUAAAAUUGAUGAAAGGUCUCCUCCAAUUCAAAUUCAUAAUGAUAUGGGGGUAAAAGUAUAUGUUGAAACCAAAAAGGAACAUCGAGAUAUGGCAAAAUACCCUUUGUGUGUCACAACAACUGAACCAGUCAACUUGGAGACUAAUUCUACACUCAUUCCACUAUUAUGUUCAGACACUUCAGAAGAUAUGAGGGUUAUACACAAUUCAUACUUCUCUAAUACAUUUAAUGGUAUUGGUGAGGCAAUAGGGUUAAUUGGCUUUGGAUCAUGUGAGGAAGUUGAUGAGCUAGAAGAAUUAGCACCAGGCAUCAUUGUUAAUCCCAAUCACUCUUUAUUUGAGAAAGAUCAAGUGUAUAAGAAUAAAUAUGUCCUCACCAGUGCACUAAAAAGACAUUCCAUUCUUAAGCAUUUUCAAUUCAAGACAACAAGAUCAAGCUCAAUCAGGUAAGACCUAAAUUCAAGUCACUUUAAAUUAUUGAUUGUAUAUUAAUUUUUUUCAACAGCUAUUCGAUACAGUGCUUAGGUGAAAACUGUAGUUGGAGUUUACGAGCUUCAAGCUUGAACAAAUCUCAAAUGUUCAAGAUUAGAGAAUUUGAAAGUGAACACACAUGUUUGUUGCUACAUAAUUCAUUAUCGGAAAGGCAAGCAACUAAGAGUGUUGUUGGGAGUAUUAUUGUCAGUAAAUGUGCUGAACCAGAUGUUAUUUACACACCAAAAGAUAUACAACGUGACAUGUUAGCUGAAUAUGGUGUGCGACUCACAUAUAUGCAAGCAUGGAGAGCUAAAGAAGCAGCUCUUGAAUUAGUCCGGGGUGAUCCAAUUCAAUCAUAUGCAAAGUUGCCAAGCUACUUUCACAUACUAGAGGCAACUUACCUUGGUUCCCAUAUAAGAUUGCACAAAUCAGAGGAUGACCGUUUUCUAUAUGCGUUUGUAGCUUUGUUCACCUCGAUAAAAGGAUGGGAAUAUUGUAGACCAAUUGUAGUUGUUGAUGGAACUUUCUUAAAAGGAGCAUACAAAGGGACACUACUAACCGCUAAUACCUUAGAUGCAGCAGGGAGUAUACUGCCACUUGCUUAUGCCAUUGUUGAUUCAGAGAAUGAUGCAUCUUGGAGGUGGUUUUUUGAGCAAUUCAGAGACGCAUUCGGUCAAAGAUUAGAGAUGUGUAUCGUUUCCGAUAGGCAUGCAAGCAUUAUUAAGGCAGCUUCGAGAGUCUAUGAUGAAGUACCUCAUUUUGCGUGUAUGUGGCACUUACUGCAAAACAUAAUGAAAAACUUCAGAAAAAGUCAGCAAAGGGUAACUGAGUUGUUCUACUCUAUGGCAAAAACAUACACCAUGACACAAUUUAAUCAAUGUAUGACAAUAGUUGAGAAAAUAGAUAAGAGGAUCAAAGAUUACUUGCUGAACAUUGGAUACAACAAAUGGUCGCGUGUGCAUGCUGAAGUAAACAGAACUUGGAUGAUGACGUCAAAUAUAGCAGAAUCAGUCAAUUCAAGAACAAGACAUGCCAAAGUUCUUACAGUCUUACACCUCUUGGAAUUCAUGAGACAGCUUGUCCAGAAAUGGAAUAACAAUAACAGAUCAAAGGCGACAUUUUCAGGUUUUCACCUUGGGAAAAAGUAUGAAAAUAUAUUGCGGCGCAAUAAAACUGCAUCAGAGAAAUUAAGGGUUAUAGAGACAAAUAAAUAUGUGUAUACGGUACUUGAUGGUAUUACACAAUUCACAGUUUGUCUUCACCAACGUACAUGCACAUGUGGGAGAUUUCAAUUGGAUGAGUUGCCAUGUCCACAUGCUUUGGCUGUUUUAACAAUAAAGCACACUGGUUAUGAGAAAUAUUGCUCUGAUUACUAUACAAGAAAAAAAUUAUUGCUGACAUAUCAGUUUCAAAUGAAUCCCCUGCCAGAUGAAAGCACAUGGAACACACCAACACAUGUUCUUGAAGAGGUUGUACUUCCACCUCAUGGAAAGAGACCUCCGGGAAGACCAAAAAAUAAAAGACAUACACAACUCAGAGAAGAUGGAUUCAAGAAGGCGAAAAUUACAUGCAGCAACUGUGGACAACAAGAUCACAACAGGAAGACUUGCAAAAAUGUUAGGCCUUAUGAUCAAGAAUAA